Colletotrichum karsti is the source of this 2331-nucleotide messenger RNA. RefSeq lists its product as uncharacterized. NCBI's taxonomy places the organism in Eukaryota, Fungi, Ascomycota, Sordariomycetes, Glomerellales, Glomerellaceae. The record is from RefSeq and is a predicted model, not a curated record. The transcript has 2 exons. Bases 1 to 2331 code for a protein of 776 amino acids.
AUGGAGCGAGCACACUCUCUUCUGACCAGCACCACCCGAUCCAUCAGCAGCACGCGAUCCAGUACUCGCUCUUCUCGUUCGAAUUCUCUGUACUUGAAUAGCCCAGGGCAGGAGAAGGGGGAGUUCUUUCUCCCCGCACCAUCCACGACGAUUCACCAACCGAAGAUCCGGGUGCGGGCGAUACUGGGCCACUGCCUCUACCGGAGGGUCGUGAUAUGGACCGUCACCAUCUCGUUACUGCUCGGGCUCGCGUACCUCAACACCCCGCUAUACACACGCGAUGGCAAGGUUCUCGGCGAUGACUACAGGAUAGGCGGGCUGGGCGGGCAGCCGAACAAGCUGGGAACCACAAUCCCAAAUGAGGAGAUGCCAGAGGUCGACAGUUCCAUGCCACCAUGGCUCAAGUUCAAGCACCUGAACGGAUAUUUCAACGGUCUGAAGUCGAUCGUUCCUUUUGUAAACCAUACGCCAGAGUACCCCAACGCUUCAUUCCCGGCACCUGUAACAACGGUGCCAAUCUACCAUGAUACCCCUCCGACUCCCACACCAUAUCUCUCGGCUCACCCGGACUACGAGUCUCGCCAGUACCUGAAGGAUCACCAACCCGUAAAAGAGUGCUUCAUCGACGAUGACGACAAGAUUCCCGUUCCCGACAUUUACGCCUACGACGGCGUUCCCCAGAACCAGCCCGACCCGGCUAUUGGAUCCCACACCGUCCUCGGUCUGCGCAACGACAUUUGCUUCGACCGCUUCGGGCGCUAUGGCCCCUACGGACUCGGAUAUGACAUCCGCGAGGGAGGCACCUCGCAAGGUAUGGACACCGAACAGGAGGGCGCCGAGAUCGUAUGGUCCAAGACUGGUCGCAUCAACUACAGCCGCGUCGACUGGGGUUCCGCCCAGGAACGAUGCGUCGAGCGCAACAGUGGGCGCUUCCGCAACAGCACCAAAGACGUCGGCACUUCGUACGACGCCAUCUACAGUGAGCCCGACGCCGCCGACAACGGCCUGAAGAAGGUUGAUCGCAUUGCUGUCGUCAUUCGCACCUAUGUCGGCUUCGAGUGGACGCAGCUCGCCAUCAUCAACUUCCGCGCCAUGAUUUCCGAGUUGUCACUCAAGUCGGGUGGUGAGUACACGGUUCAUUUCCUCCUGCACGUUAAGGACAACGAUGCGCCAAUCUGGUCGGAUCCCUCCGUCGUUCAGAAGAUACUGGACGACAACGUGCCGACCGAGUUCCACUCCCUUUGCACUCUGUGGUCUGAGGCGGAGAUGAAACUCUACUACCCGGGUCACUUUGCCGACGCCAUCGAGAACCCCUCGAACGGCGAUAUCCACGGCGUCUAUCGCAGCGCCCAGAUGCCGCUCCAGGUUUUCGCCCUUCAGCAUCCUGAGUACACUCACUUUUGGAACUGGGAAAUGGAUAUGCGUUAUAUCGGCUCCUACUACGAACUCCUCGACCGCCUCGGCUCAUGGGCACGCAGCCAGUCUCGCAACCUCCUCUGGGAACGAUCAUCCAAGUACUACAUCCCUGCCGAGCACGGCUCCUGGGAUGAAUUUGCCAACGUCGUUGAGAAGGAACUCAACGCAUCCGGUCGCCGCGCCAUUCUCGGUCCCCAAAUUUUCCCCGGCCGCAUGUCCCUCAAGUCUGAAGAGGCAGGCCAGUCCGUCAUGCCCCCGUCCUGCGGCCGCGGCGCCGACCCCGCAGAGUGCGGUGUCGGCGAGGAUGCCGACCUCAUCACCCUCAACCCCCUUUUUGACGCCGACGAGUCAGGCUGGGUGUUCGCCAAGGAUGUUACCGGUUACGAGAUGGUUUUCGCCCCGCCCCCGCGUCGCUGCGCUAUCGUGACCGCUUCUCGCCUCUCCCGCCGCCUCCUCGCCGCCAUGCACGAGGAAAUGUGGAGGAUGCACCACUCCAUGUUCUCAGAGAUGUUCCCGGCCUCCAUGGCUCUGCACCACGGUUUCAAGGCCGCCUACGCCCCGCACCCCGUCUAUCUCGAUCGUGCAUGGUACCCCUUCAACACCAUUGAGAAGGCCUUCAACGGCGGCCGCGACGGUACGACGGGCGGCCACGGCAGCCCCUUCGACCUCAAGAACGAGCACAACCACAAAGGCACCAGCUGGUACUACAACUCCGAGUUCGCCGGCCUCCUAUGGCGCCGGUGGUUGGGUUACGGCCAGAUGGACGGCCGCGGCACCAACGGCGGCCGCGCCAACGAGGGCACCCUCCGCGGCGGCAUGGAGGAGGAGUCGCACAAGGACAGCUCCGGCCGUCUCUGCAUGCGCAGCAUGCUCGUGCAUCCCAUCAAGUGGGAGAACCCGAGCGAGAGAAGCUGA